Corticium candelabrum is the source of this 1528-nucleotide messenger RNA. Its product is annotated as collectin-11-like. Gene Ontology annotation, cellular component: extracellular matrix. The transcript is spliced from 10 exons. The record is from RefSeq and is a predicted model, not a curated record. Lineage: Eukaryota; Metazoa; Porifera; Homoscleromorpha; Homosclerophorida; Plakinidae. Bases 116 to 1318 code for a protein of 400 amino acids.
GGCAGAACUCGUCGGAGCUCUACGUAAUUGCGUGGAGUCGCUUGAAGGUUUCUAACACCAAUUAAGACUGUUGAAAUCACUGAACUGGUCACUUGUCGUCGGGGCGGUCCGAACUAUGGUGGCGGCUUAUCUCGUCAAGACUGCGUUCUUUAUUGUGCUGGCGUUGAGCGACGCUGUCGGCGUGGAUCUCCUGAAUUUGGACACUUGUCCGACGUCUUGUAAAGAAUGGGUGAAUGGCAUAGCUCCAUAUUUGAAGGGGCAGAAGGGCGAUGUUGGACGACCGGGAAAUCCUGGAAUUCCUGGUGAACAAGGCGCUGGAGGCCCACCUGGAAGAGCAGGAUCUCCAGGAGAUCCAGGCAUUUCUGGAAAUGAUGGCCAUCCAGGGUUUCCUGGCCAACCAGGGCGGGCAGGCUUACCAGGGAGUCGUGGAGACAUGGGACGAAGAGGGCCUACAGGAGAGAAAGGACAGAAAGGAAAGACUGGAGAUAUUUUUCUCGAGUUUCCCACUUGUCGUCAUGAUCAAUAUCUCUCGUAUGAUGGAAAUGCAAUUGAAUGCAUACCAAUAACUGAUUAUUUACCGGCACAACACCAGAGUAAGUGUGACUGCAAAUGUGACUGUCUCAGCAAGGAAGAAAUUGCAUUUGUACGUCGUUUGAUGGCACAAGAAAAGGGGAAACCAGAUGAAAAGGGCACGGUAUCAUUUCCACCUACAAAACCUACAUACUCGAGAAACGGCAGGGGCUCAGCAAAACCAGUUCUUUCUGGAAGAUCGAAAGCAUCUGCUAGUGCAAGUUUUGUUAGUGGCACAAUUGCAAGCAGAAUUGGAACAAAUGAAGUUGUUUCAGCAACAGAACCAGGCUACGUUAGCAAAGUGAAGGAAGAAACGCCCGACCCUUAUACUCCAUCUUGUCCACAUCUUUACGCUCCAACAAGUGGUGCUCUGAUUUGUCUGGAGAUGAUGAAAAAGGGCUACUUGAUUGUAUGUGAUGUCUUGUGUGAGGCUCCAUCUCAUGUUUUUAGUGAAGUGCCAUCAAACCCGUACUUCUGUGGUGCCAACACACACUAUUCAUGGUACAGCGACUGGAGUUCUCCAAAAUUAGCUCUUCGAGUUCCAGUUUGUCAAGCUUCUACAUCGCAAACAAGUAGGUUGAUAGUGUCGCCAGACUACUAUUAUAGAAAGAGCUGUAGCAGCUAUAAACGAAGAGACAUCUCUUCAAUGGCAUCAGACUUUCAUUGGCGUCUUCUCCAGAUUGGCCUGUGUGACAAGAGUCGUUCUUGCAACAUUAGUAAAGUACAACUGAUUUGUUCAACACAGUAAACAAAUGCGACGAGAGACUGUCUGGUGGUCUGUUUGAUGAAAUGCACUUUGAAUUAGUUUCUACACUAAAUUCUUAUGGAGUCAAAUAGAAGCAUAACGCCGCUAUUGGUCGUCUAACUGUGACGUCAUAAUUAUUUUGUAGAGUCUAAAGUUUAAUUCAUGAAUGACUGUAUGACUUCAGGUACGGAGAAAGGUUGGACUUGUAUUAGU